This is a messenger RNA of Brugia malayi, 1944 nucleotides long. Its product is annotated as putative serine/threonine-rich protein PB15E9.01c in chromosome Iprecursor, putative. Lineage: Eukaryota; Metazoa; Nematoda; Chromadorea; Rhabditida; Onchocercidae. The transcript has 12 exons. Bases 1 to 1944 code for a protein of 647 amino acids. The record is from RefSeq and is a predicted model, not a curated record. Gene Ontology annotation, molecular function: protein binding.
AUGAGUGAAGCGCAGAGCAGUUCAUUAGAUCAAUUCGUAGAGGAAGCAUCACAGAGAAGUAAAAAUUGUCAUAAUUCUUGUGACAAAUCAAUCGUUCCAUUAGCAACAAAAUCAUCCUCAAUCAGUGAGGCUUUAUCAAUAACGCCAUCAUCAUCAUCAUCAUCAUCAUCAUCAUUAUCAAAUCAAUCAACUGAUAUCAGUGAUUAUGAUUCUUCUGCUGUGAUAUCAUCAGCAUUAUCAGCGUUAUCAGUUUCAACCGCCUCACUGAACAUCAAAUCUACAGUAAAUUCAAUAGCUCAACAACACUUCAAUAAAACUAUCAUAACAACAAUUGAUGGAAAAAAAAUUCCAACAGAGCUAUACAAAUCACAACAAAAAGCUCGUAGUAGUGCUACCAUCAUUCUGAAUAGAAAUAUUGCGAUUACAAUGGAUCGUAUAGAAUUUGCACAAAUUUCUCCAUACUUUCGUGCUGCAUUUUAUGGUGGUUUCUCAGAAACAAAAUCAAAAUUAUUAAGUUUUGAUAGGAGUAAGAGUGAAGGAUUUCUACAUUGUUGCGCUGUCCUUAAUCAACUAAUAAGUGAAAAUAAGUGGAAAAUGCCGAAUUUACAAUGGAUGAGUCUUCAAAAAGCAUUUGAGAUAUUAGACAUAACAUCCUACUUGCUAAUUGAUCCAUUGCUAACGCUUAUAUCAGACGUAAUUCUGUCCAAAGUCAAUGCUAAUUCGUUAGUUCUGGCAUAUCAUAAAGCAGAAAAUCGUCAUGUGCCAUUAGCACAAAAAUUAUGGAAAAUAAUUGUCCGUCAAUUUGAUCGACUUCUAGCAAAUAAUACUUUUCUUAGACUUUCCGAAGUGGAAAUCCUGAAGUUAUUGCAUGACAAACAUUUAAAUAUCAACAAAAAUGAAGAAACAGCAAUGGUUCGAAAAUGGAUUACGGCCAAUGAUUAUAAUAACGGAUGUGCGAUGCAAUUACGUGAAGCACUCCGUGGACGAAAUGAUGCUAUUGGCUUUAGCGAGAAUGAACCACGUCUACCAAAUUCAGUUUUACUUGCAAGUGGUGGUUGGUCUAAUAUAGGUCCAACAAUGCUCGUAGAAACUCUCGAUUGUCGUGCCCAAAGAUGGGUACGCUCGGAACUGAAACUUUUUGAAUUACCACGUGCUUAUCAUGCUGUCAUCAAUACUGGUGAACAUUUAUUUACAAUUGGUGGUUUCAAUGGUGCUGAAUAUUAUCGGUCAACAAAAAGAUUUAAUUUAAAUAAUCGUGAAUGUAUGGAAGUUGCACCAAUGUAUGAUCAACGAUGUUAUGUUGGAUGUGGUCUGCUGGAUCCGGAACGAAUCAUAGCAAUCGGUGGCUAUAACAAUCAUGAUCGUCUAAGAUCGGCUGAAAUUUUGCAUAUACCAAAGAAUCAAUGGCAUCGAAUUGCCGAAAUGAGUGUUCGAAGAAGUGAUGGCCACUGCGUGAUAAUGAAAAAUAUAGCAUAUGCAAUCGGUGGUUUUGACGGAAUGAAUUGUCACUCUAGCGUUGAAUAUUAUGAUCCACAACGUGAUCGAUGGUUUAUUAUGAGUAAUAAUAUGACAAGUCGACGGUCAGGUGUUGGUGCAGCUACUUUGGAAGGUGUUGUAUUCAUAUGUGGUGGUUUUGAUGGUACCAGUCGUCUACAGACAUGCGAAUUUAUAGAUACAAGAGAAGGAAAAUGGCAUCGUUUACGAUCAAUGAAUCGACCACGUUCAAAUUUUGGUAUAGAAGUAUUAAACAACCAAGUGGUUGUUGCUGGUGGUUAUGGUGGUAUGGUUGGUACCAUCGGUGAAACAGAAGCAUACGAUUUUCGUUCGAAUAACUGGAUUGAACUACCAACGAUGAGUUUACGACGUUCAGCUCUCUAUCUUACUCGAAUCGAGAAUCAUGACAUCAUCGAGGCAUUUGUUCGUCCAAGUUAUACUGCUACAUAA